Molecule: messenger RNA, 426 nt
Organism: Puma concolor (puma)
Lineage: Eukaryota; Metazoa; Chordata; Mammalia; Carnivora; Felidae
Source: RefSeq, a predicted model, not a curated record
AUGGAGUUGGUGUCCAUGGAGGAUCAGGAUGCCAGGGUCCCAGCCCUGGAACCAUUCAGGGUGGAACAGGCACCACCUGUAAUCUACUAUGUCCCUGACUUCAUCUCCAAGGAAGAGGAGGAGUAUUUGCUUCGACAGGUCUUCAAUGCCCCAAAGCCAAAGUGGACCCAGCUCUCUGGGAGGAAGUUACAGAAUUGGGGUGGGCUCCCCCAUCCCCGGGGGAUGGUUCCUGAGCGGCUGCCUCUGUGGCUCCAGCGCUACGUGGACAAAGUAUCUGACCUCAGCCUUUUUGGAGGUCUCCCAGCCAACCACGUCCUUGUGAACCAGUAUCUGCCUGGGGAGGGCAUCAUGCACCAUCAGCCUGGGCUCCCACACCAUGCUGGACCUCUACGAGCCGCGGCAGCCAAAGGACGAUGACCCCGCAGA